Messenger RNA from Leishmania major strain Friedlin, 1836 nucleotides. RefSeq lists its product as hypothetical. NCBI's taxonomy places the organism in Eukaryota, Euglenozoa, Kinetoplastea, Trypanosomatida, Trypanosomatidae. The coding region runs from base 1 to 1836 and encodes 611 amino acids. The record is from RefSeq and is a predicted model, not a curated record. Gene Ontology annotation, biological process: spliceosomal snRNP assembly. Gene Ontology annotation, cellular component: SMN complex; nucleus. The transcript has a single exon.
AUGCAUACGUACCUGUAUAUGUUAUCUUUCACACCGCUGUCACGCAUUAUUAGCUCCGGAGACGACACACACGACGUCAUUGAAAGCGGAGAGGUCCUUUUCAUUCUGCUCCUGUUUCUCUUCUUGUUUCUGCCAACAGCGUACCGUGGGUGCAAUCUCCCCCGCCUCUCACCAACCACGACCACCCACCCCGUGUUUGACAUGGCCGACGCCGCGGCGUACCUCAAGCUUGGUAAAAAGAUCCAGUCUAGUCGAUUUGGAAGGGCCGGCGUGGCUCGAGAGGAAGCGACCGUCAGCCAAAACGACGGAUAUGCGGCAGCUGCUAGCGACGGUGGGACUGCUGGCGUAGAUGUCACCUCCAACAGUACCACAAGUGGUUUGGUUGUGGUGCAAGUGAAUGACGCGCAGCGGGAGGUACAACAACUGCCAAUGAAAAAGAAAAGGGUGGCGAAGCGAUCACGCAGCGGCAGUGACGAAAAGGACCGACCUACAGCACUACCGGUGAAGUCGAACUCGAUGGCGACUGCUGAACCCGCGACAAGCACAGGCCAACCCCCCUCAGAGGAUUUGUCCACCAGAGGCGUAGUCUUUGAAGAUGAGUUAAAUUUGACGAAUGUGGCGUCGCCCACGGCGCCGGUUCCGCCGGUAGAAGGGGUGGCUCAGCGCAUCAAUCUCAUGGCGAAGUGGUUCCCCGCGUCCUUGCAAGAGCGCAAACUUGACGCGGCGGUGGCGCCCUCCAUGAUGUUUGUGGAGGCGACCGUCGACCGCGUGAACAAAAUGCGUGAAUAUGUCCUUAUCCUCCGUUACGGCAUCGAGGAUGCGGAGGCGCUCUUGGAAGAAACGCGGCAAACCCAGUCGAAUGUAUGGGGAAAGAAGUCCGUAGACGGCAACUCGACUCAUCAGGGGCCGCGGCGAGAAUACUGGGACCUGUCGAGUAGCGAGGUUCGCCAGCUAGUGCGUUCGGUUGGUCUCCCGCGUUUUACGCAGGCGCUGGCUGAGUUUUCAGAUGCGGUAUUCACCUCGCACUGGUCAGCUGCAGCCGCCGUCUACCGCCUCUUGUCUCGGCGUCGUCGUGUUUGUGCCCCAAUGGACUACAACAUCAGGGCCUGGCAUGAGUAUCUCAAUACUCACGGGCCAGAAAGCGGGCGCGCGCCACGGCUUUCAGAUUUCCUGUGGCUGAGUGCCGCUAGUACCUCGGCGAUGUUCACCGCCACGGCAAGCCGGCUGUUGCGCGGCGCGCGCUCUUGCGCGGAACAGAUCAGCGUGUCGGAUGCUUCGCUGGGCGACAGAGCAUCACGCACAGGGUCUGAGGGCGACUUCGGGUCCUCGGAUCGACCGAGGUUCUUUGACAACACCGAGACUGCGGCUGAAGAGGAGGAGCCGGUGCCGACGCGCGUCUGGCUGCUGUCCGCGCCUGUUAAUUUUCCGACAACGCUUAGUCCUGACCAGCGCGCGGUGCUCUCUUUUCUGCGCUUUCUCAUGCCGACCUCUCACUCGUCGCGGGAGCGUACGACCUCGGUGGGCUACGGCGUGUGGCUCUUCGCGGCUUUCAGCGCACUCGACAUCCCGCUCGACCCUGACACAGACCGCCUGGCGCAUGACCUAUUCCGCACCUGCUGCCGACAUCUCCGCACACUCGCAGCCUGGCAGGGUGUCUCCGGCAGCACCCGCGACUUGCUGCUGAGCAAGCUUCAUCCUCGCAGACCCGACGCUGCUCCGCCUUUGUAUGCCUCCCUCGACGACAUUUGCAGGGAGGACGUGCUCGCGCUGUACACGAUCGUCGUCGUCCUCGCCCGCUUCUUCCGGCAGAACCAGGACCAUUUCAUGCCUUUGUGA